UCUGUCUCAGCCAUGGGUGUACCUGCGAUGAGUUUUCCGAUCAUACCGAUCAUAAGAGUGAUGGGAGUCACGAUCAUGUCUCUUGUGCUUAUUUGGGCCGUCCAUUUCAGAGGAGGACUCGCUCUCGUUUCUGACGACAAAGAUCUCAUCUUCAACGUCCAUCCUGUGUUAAUGGUGAUCGGCCUCAUUCUUCUGAAUGGUGAAGCCAUGCUCGCAUACAAGACAGUUUCAGGAACAAAGAGCUUUAAAAAAUUAGUUCAUCUUACUCUGCAACUUCUCGCCUUCUGUCUAAGUGUGGUUGGAAUCUGGGCUGCACUGAAGUUUCAUAACGACAAGGGCAUUGAAAAUUUUUACAGUCUGCAUUCCUGGUUGGGACUUGGCUGCAUCCUUUUGUUUGGCAUUCAGUGGGCACUUGGAUUUGUGAUCUACUGGUACCCUGGUGGCUCAAGGACUAGCAGAGCCGCAUUACUUCCCUGGCAUGUAUUUUUCGGGGUCUAUAUCUAUGCUCUUGCCAUUGCUACUGCUGCCACGGGUUUUCUAGAGAAGGCCACAUUCCUUCAGACAGGUCGGGUAAUAUCACGGUAUUCUUUGGAGGCCUUGCUCAUGAACUCAUUGGGUGUCUUGGUUGUGGUAUUGGGUGGUUUUAUUGUCCUUGCCGUUCUCGCUCCCGCAAGUGGCAAGGUUGGUCCAGCUGAGUAGAGAACCCGAAAGUCCUUUUUUCUUCUUCGGAUUUAUUAUGAAUCCAGAUUGUAUUCUUGAUUCAUGUACUGAGGGGUCGGCCUCAUCGAUCAAAAUCACAGUAACUCAACAUAUUGAUCCUGUAUAAACUGAUUGUGAGUUAAUUUCAGGGGAAAGCAAAUUAUGGAAAGCUUGGUAUUCCUGGUUCUUUCCAUCUGCAUGGU
Messenger RNA from Rhodamnia argentea, 902 nucleotides. Its product is annotated as transmembrane ascorbate ferrireductase 2-like. Gene Ontology annotation, molecular function: oxidoreductase activity. Lineage: Eukaryota; Viridiplantae; Streptophyta; Magnoliopsida; Myrtales; Myrtaceae. The record is from RefSeq and is a predicted model, not a curated record. The coding region runs from base 13 to 699 and encodes 228 amino acids. The transcript is spliced from 4 exons.